Molecule: messenger RNA, 1476 nt
Organism: Ostertagia ostertagi
Lineage: Eukaryota; Metazoa; Nematoda; Chromadorea; Rhabditida; Trichostrongylidae
Source: the annotation of a GenBank genome assembly
AUGUUGAACAAAAAAAUGACGCAACUUUUGGACAACGAAAAAUGCACACUGACGCAAUCGGCGGCGACGCUGACAAAAGGAUGCCCGGUAACGGGAAAAGCACUCGGUCUUGGACGACUGCUAACUGCAUUACUUUACCGAGCUCGCCCACUGCCCGAUAGUGCAUUGAGCUUGCCUCUGGUGAAUUUGAAAGGAGCGAAGAAGGACACAGACGAAAUAAAGACACUGACGAAAACUAAAAAAGAAGCAAUGGAGUUCAAUCCGCACUGUAUCCUAGAUAAUGUUGAUAAUGUUAUGUUCUGUGUAGAUCGAGCAACACCUCGCCACGUUCCCCUUCUGCGAACUGAGGGUAUGAUAAAGCUGUGCACUGAUACUGUCGAUAAUCCUCUCCCUGCUAAAAGUGCGCACAAAGAAGGCUCGCCUUUGCAAGUACUCCUAGAAGCAAUAAGUAACGAUGAAUUGGAGGAUCAAAACGAUACCGAUCGAGACGGGGAGUUGCAGCACGAUCAUCCGGGCAAGAAUGACGAUACUCAUGCCGACGCACGAAUCGUUCGUUCGCCAAUGUGGCUACGACCAACCAAUCCCAUCACAGAAUACACGUCUCCCACAUGUACGAUGGAGGACAACCCAAAGCAUGGACACCUAUCAAGAAUGCGAAUCGCUAUUUUCAACAGAUAUUGUGACAUUGUUCUUAUCACCCUUGGAAAACUAUUCUUGCAACAUUAUCAAGCUCACUUGUUCUGGUUAUCAUCGCUAUUAGUCUCCACUACAGUAUUUGAUUUUGAUCCUGUAAAGGGAUUUGAGACCCGAGGUACGACGCUAUCCAAUGCUCGUCUGACCCUGGAUGCAAUCAGAAAGACUCGAGCUACGGCGAGAGAUAUUCUUCUUGCCAAGCUCAAGAAGAACCCAGCUAAAAGGCAAGCGAAAACCUUCAAGGUUUCAAAUGGUUUCAAUGGAAGCAAUUCAUCCUUUCGAGAAAUUGUAGAGAUGAAGCAAGGGGCCAUAUCUUCCAUGGAGAAAACCAGUUCCUGGUCUCCCUCAAAUUCUCGUCACUUCACGACCCUUGAACCGAUAUCCAUUGAUUACAAGGACUACGGUACCGACAUAGAGCCGAAAGCAGACGACCUUUCUGACCCAUGCGUGCAAUACAUGGCAUUGGGCACGAAAAUCCCUUAUCUAUAUAUGGACUACACAGCAAAGAUUAUACUUCAGAUAAAUGCUGGGGAGAUCUUCUCGGUGGAUGUGCUCCGAAGACUCUGUGAAGUGGACACGGUCAUUGACAGGGUAGUAAACAGCUCGCAGUACAAACCAGCGGGUCUUCCAUUUAAGAACUCAUUCAACCUCCCUUUCUAUUCAAACUGUCUUCGCUUCUCAACAGCGAAUCGUUGUGAUGCGAUCAAAAAACCACCACACACACCACCCACACCGACACGACGAUAUCUCUGCCCACGCCCAUCACUCACGCCACGCUAUACG